CACCGACCACCAUCCACGCGGGACGCGGCGCGGCAGGCCGGGGAGCGGCGACGACGCGGCCCGGCGCGGCCCGGCGGCGACCGCGGCGGCCCCCGCUUCCUCUUCCUCCUCCUCCUCGUCGUCGUCGUCUCGAGAUACCUCGUCAUUGGUGUCCACAAUGUCGCGGACAACGUGCAGCUGCCCCAACAAGAAGUGUUUCCAAGGCAUUUGUGACUGUUUAAUAAGGAAUGCGGUAUGCUGUUCGGGAUGCAACUGCGGUGGUGACUGCCAGAACGACUUAUCUCUUGGAACAAUCAACCCGGCUGCUGCCCAAGGUACCACCCCAACGCUUGCCUCGGGCUCUUCUGCUAACCAAUCUGCCGCUGCCCAAGCUGCUGCUGACCAAUCUGCCGCUGCCCAAGCUGCCGCUCAACCACAACCUAAACCAUUGCCAGCACAAGAACCAGAGUCCAAGGGUGAAGCCAGGAAUACCUCCCCAUCAGCAGUCAAAAUGAAGUUCAUCGACCAGGGGUGCAGCUGCAGGACGAUCGGAUGUAACCACCACCGUUGUCCUUGCUUCACGCGCAAUGUCAGGUGCACCUCAAAUUGCAAGUGCCCAGCCACAAUCUGUGUUAAUCCCGUUGGGGCCAAAGGGGAUGAGUCCAACACUCAACCAGGAGGGCAGCAAGGUACCAGUGGCACACCUGACGAAGCAGUGUUGGAGCAAGAGUCACAGAUUGUGCAGCCAAGAGAUACCUUGUCAUUGGUGUCCACAAUGUCGGAGAGGACGUGUGGCUGCACCAACAGUGAUUGCUUCCAAAGCUGCGUUUGCUACACGACGAAUGUGAUAUGCUCUCCGGACUGCAAGUGCCAUGGUCACUGUCUGCACAACGUAGUUAAGAGGUGGUCUGCUGCCCAAGCUGCCGCUCAAACGCUUCCCUCGAGCUCUGUUGUGGCGGCGCUCGUGCCGGAUACGAAGACUAAGGCACUGCCAGCAUGAGAACCAGGGUCUACUCAAAAGCCAUGCCGCUGUGACGAGUCCAAGUGCGAAAACAUGAACUGCAUAUGUGUCAGGGCUGGCUUGCCUUGCUCUGACCGCUGCGAGUGCAAGGACUGCGUUAACACCAAGACCAGUAAGGAGAAGCUGCAGGAUCGCGGGAUUAAAAGAGAGGUUCCUGCUUCAGGUUCUGGAAUGAGCACAAUGACCGCGGGAGAAGCACUGGCUGCCAAGGAGUCUGCCGUGGGGUGCAAUUGCCAAAGUGAAUGUGCCAGUGGCUGCGGUUGCGUGAAGGGUAACAUCAGGUGCACCUCAAUAUGCAAGUGCAAACCGCGGUGCGGCAAUGACGACGGGAGCAGAUUUACCAAUAAGUCCAAGGCAGGACCUGGAGGUCAAGGAGGUACCGGCAGCAGCAGCAGCGCCGUCGAAUCGACGGGCAAAGGGCCAAAACACGGGUGAUGACAGUAGGCUUGAGACAUACCAGAGCAUGAUGCAAGUCACCUUACAUACUUAGCAUCCUCAAGUCACCUCCUGUUCAGAUAUCUCCCACUGUAAAGCACAGCCAGGUUCCCGUAUAUUCCUUGUAAUGGAUGGUUACUCGAAGCAAGCACGGCGGCAACUCCAUGAUCUGCGAUGUCGUUAGCUUCAGAACGUGGUCUUGAUCAGACGGAUAGAUACUUGAGAACAUACAUAUACAUACUCAUGUAGGAAUAUCAGUCAGCGUCCAUGCAUACCGCGUGCCUGGAAAGGGUUGGUCUUAUGCAUACAACACAUAGUUCCUGCAAAUGAUUUUUCUCUUAUAUACUUUAGGAAUAUUCCGAUGGUGUUUGAAACCCAAUGUAGUAUGGAUCUGAUGUGCAUAAACAAGGAUGCCUGGUGGCGUUAUGAUCUGCAUUGCGUUACAUAGUAUGAUGGUAUGCUCUCACUCAUGUUUGCAUCAUCACAUUCUUAAUUC
Molecule: messenger RNA, 1931 nt
Organism: Triticum aestivum (bread wheat)
Lineage: Eukaryota; Viridiplantae; Streptophyta; Magnoliopsida; Poales; Poaceae
Product: protein tesmin/TSO1-like CXC 6
Exons: 13
Coding region: 158-979 (273 amino acids)
Biological process (GO): regulation of DNA-templated transcription
Cellular component (GO): nucleus
Source: RefSeq, a predicted model, not a curated record